Funneliformis mosseae is the source of this 2133-nucleotide messenger RNA. NCBI's taxonomy places the organism in Eukaryota, Fungi, Glomeromycota, Glomeromycetes, Glomerales, Glomeraceae. The record is from the annotation of a GenBank genome assembly.
AUGAUACCUUUAAUUAAGGAAGGAAUUAACCCAAAACAAGCUCUAUUAAAUCCAAACUCUUUAGCAACUCUCCAGUUUCUCUCUAAAAUUCACAAUACUUCUAAGUGUUAUAACGUUUUAUGCGUUUCGUUGAAUAAUUCUUCUCAAAAAUUAUAUUUAUUUUGUGUUGUAAAUGAUGAAUUGGAAGAAAAUGUAAUUGCUUUACCAAAGUGGCUAUCGUUAACUUUCAACAAAGUGUUCAAUAGUGAUGAGUCUUUGGAAAACGUUAAUGUUCAUCCUUUAGAUAUAUCAAUAGAUGAUUUACCCAUUGUAAAGAAAAUUUCUUUGAUAAAAAUGUAUGGUGAUGUUUGGAUACCUUCCAGUAAAUCAUUAAAUUCUUCGUAUAUGCAAUCAUCCCAAAGAGCAAAAUCAUAUAAACCGGAUUGGCAUGAAUUAAUUUUAAGCCAUUUUGACGGACAAAUGGUAUCCAAUAAUUCGUUAUUAUCUGAUGUUAUUAUGGAUCAAAUUUGUGUGUUUCGUGUAGUAUGUGUAGAAUUAUCUUAUAAUGAUGAAUCUCUCCCUGUACUUAAAGUGCAGGAUUCAUCAUUAAUCGCUAAGAUUGAUCAACAUGAAACAGAAGUUGAUAUUACAUCAUCAUUUUCUCCACGUCAAUUAUCACCGAUCGUAGGAUUUACUAAUGAAUUUGAUUCUCUUUAUCAAAUUAUAAGUGAUUCAUUUUUGAACACUGAAAUUCAUAGAAAACUCGGAAUACCGGAAACAAGAACAUUAUUAAUCAUAGGUUCACACGGAAGUGGUAGAAAAUCAUUAAUACAACAUGUUUGUAAUAAAUUAUCAGCGACAUUAUUCAUGAUAUCAUUAACAACAAUGAUAAUAAAGCAUGAUAUGUUCGAAAAUAUCGAUGAAGAUGAGGAGAAUCCAUUGAGAAUUAUGUUUACAAAGGCUAUGUUAUCUAUACCUUCUGUCAUCGUAAUAAAAGAUCUUGAUGCUCUUGCUGUUAGCGAGCAGGGUUAUUCUAUAGGUGAAUGGAGAACUAAAGUUAUUAAUCUGUUGGUGAGAGAAAUUCGAGACAUUCACAAGGCUGAACAGGUGUUUGUGAUUGGUAUUACAUGCGAUAAAUCCAAAUUACCAAGAGAAUUACGUAAAAUUGAAAUAUUUCAACAUGAUUUAGUCUUAUCAAUACCGUCAAGGAAACAACGUGAAGAAAUAUUAAGUUUCUAUUUGUCGAAAUUAAAAUUAUCUUCCUCAUGUCACCAAAUGAUGAAUAGUUAUAUUACAAAACUUGGUCUGAUGACUUCAGGAUAUGUACCAAGAGAUUUAAAGGAAUUAUGUAGAUUGGCGAUGCUACGAUCGCUUAAUAAUUUCAAUAAGAAAGCCAGUAAUGAUGUGGAUCUAGUUGAGGAUAUGGCAAAGCUUACGAUUAAUGAGAACGUAUCAAGCAAUGAUGAUUACGCUGGGCAUGUAUAUUUGAAAAAUAUUCAUGAUCUCGAUAUAGAAAAAUCUAUCAUAAAAGAUAUUAAACAAAGCAUUCUUUUUUUUAGUUUAUCAGGAAUAAUUUCAUGGAAUGACUUCGAAUAUGCUGUGUCUAUCAUAUUUCCAUCGCAAAAAAUUGAAUUUGAAUCAAUUUUACCACAACGAAGAUGGGAUGAAAUUGGCGGGUAUGAAGGUAUAAAAAAGAAGAUAAAACAAAUUGUAGAAUGGCCAAUUAUUAAACAUGAAGCUUAUAAAAGGUUAGGCGUUGAGCCACCAUCAGGAAUACUACUUUAUGGAUGUGGAAAAUCUAUAAUGGUACAAGCAUUAGCUACUGAAUCCUAUAUGAAUGUUAUUUGUAUUAAUGGACCAAAGAUUUACUCAAAAUAUUUAGGAGAAACCGAAAAUGCCAUAAGAAAUUUAUUUAAAAGAGCAAGACAAAUUAUACCAUGUAUUGUAUUUAUUGAUGAAUUAGAUUCUAUAGCAUCAAGAAGAGAAUUUGGCAGUGACGGUACAAACAGAAUUAAUGAAAGAGUAUUGAGUACUUUAUUAAACGAAAUGGAUGGUAUACAAGAAUUGAAGCAAGUUUUCGUUAUUGGAUGCACAAAUAGGCCUGAUCAAAUUGAUGAUGCAUUGCUUAGACCAGGCAAUGAACUGAUCAAGUAA